Molecule: messenger RNA, 631 nt
Organism: Prorocentrum cordatum
Lineage: Eukaryota; Dinophyceae; Prorocentrales; Prorocentraceae
Source: the annotation of a GenBank genome assembly
CCUCCUCCUCCUCCUCCUCCUCCCCCUCUCCUUCGGCCUCCUUCGGCCUCCGGCGUCGUGCCCGGCGGGCGCCGACCGCGCGGGCGCGGCGGCGGUGGCCAACGGCCCCGGCCGCGCCGCCCCUGCCGUCGGAUCGCCGCGGGGCGGCGCCGCGGGCGAGGGCGAGGGCCGCUGCGGCCGCAGGGUGGACGAGGAGCUGGAGGAGGCGCUCGAGGAGCCGUGGUGGGCCGCCGCCCUGCGGAGCGCGCGGGAGCGCGUCGGCGCCAGGGCGGCCGCGAGCCAGCCCGCCCUCGCCGAGGGCGAGGGGGAGGACGCGCCGCCCCUGGAGGCGAUGUUGGAGCAGCUGGACCGGCAGGGCGGAGGAAGACCAGCCGCAGGGGUUCCACGCCCUGGCGGGCCCGCCCGCGGGCGGCGGCGCCUCGUCGUCCGACGAGGAGGAGGCCGAGGAGCGCUGGCCGCGCAGCCUGGAGGCCUUCGCGGCCAGGAUGGCCGGAGCUGGCGGCGGGCGCCAUGCGGCGAGCCCGUCGCGCGGCGGCUGGGGCGCCCUGGGGGCCGGGCGGGCUGCUGGCGGCGGCGGGCGAGGAGGGCGCCCCCAGCGUGGAGGAGAGCGCGGCCUCUUGGCGGGCGCCCC